Messenger RNA from Trichoderma breve, 1392 nucleotides. RefSeq names its product aldehyde dehydrogenase family domain-containing protein. Bases 1 to 1392 code for a protein of 463 amino acids. Gene Ontology annotation, molecular function: aldehyde dehydrogenase [NAD(P)+] activity; succinate-semialdehyde dehydrogenase (NAD+) activity. Lineage: Eukaryota; Fungi; Ascomycota; Sordariomycetes; Hypocreales; Hypocreaceae. The transcript has a single exon. The record is from RefSeq and is a predicted model, not a curated record.
AUGUCCAAAGUCUCGCACUACAACAGCACCAACCCUGCUACCGGGCUGCUGGUGAAGAGCUUUCAGAGCGCGUCCGAUGAAGAGGUCUUCUCGGCGCUGGCAAAGGCUCACGACGCCUACAUCAAAAUAUGGCGCGAGACUCCUGUUGCCAAGCGAUGCGAAAUAGUGGGCAGAGCUGCUGCCUUGAUGCGCGAGCGUAAGCAAGAAUUAUCCGAAAUUGCCGUCAUGGAGAUGGGCAAGACCAUCGGUGCAAUGGAGGUGGAAGUGGACAUCUCGGCAGAUAUUUUGGAAUACUACGCCAAGAACGGUGAAGAGUUCCUAAAGACUGUGCCUUGUCCUGGUGUACCCGGUGCCGAAGUCAUUUCUGAGCCGAUCGGCGUCAUCCUAGCUAUUGAGCCUUGGAACUUCCCCUAUUAUCAAAUUGCUCGUGUGGCCGGCCCUCAGAUUGUGGCCGGAAACACCAUGCUGGUCAAGCCUGCAUCCACCGUGCCCCAGUGUGCCUUAGCCUUUGAGAAGCUAAUGAUUGAUGCUGGGGCACCUGUCGGGGUGUAUACGAAUCUUCUGUGCUCCGUUUCUCAGAUCAACGCCCUGAUUGACAACUUUCUCGUACGGGGAGUCACUCUCACCGGCAGUGAGCGAGCCGGUGCUGCAGUAGCAGAACGUGCUGGCCGCAAUAUGAAAAAGGUCGUGCUGGAACUCGGUGGCUCAGAUCCUCUCAUCGUUUUGGAAGAUGCAAAUCUUAAAGAAGCAAUUCAAGUGGCCGCUGCUGGCAGAAUGAUUUGUAUGGGUCAAGCUUGCGCCUCCAUUAAGCGCUACAUCAUCAUUGGUAAGGAGCGCGGCGCCGAGUUUCAGGAGGGAAUUGUGAAAAUUUUCUCAGCUAUGCAGCCUGGCGACCCAAUGGAUCGAUCAACUACACUGGGGCCAUUGUUUGCAGAGAGUGGCGUCCGUGACAUUUUGGCCCAGGUCGAGCAGGCUAGGGCUGCAGGUGCUACAGUUGUCCAUGGUGGAAAGCGUGUUGACCGUCCAGGUUGCUAUAUGGAGCCUACUCUUAUUACGAACAUUUCUCCAGAAAACCCCCUCUAUCAACAAGAGACUUUUGGGCCCGUCGCCUCCCUAUACGUGGUGGACACGGAAGAGGAAGCUAUUGAAAUUGCUAACGCGACCACCUUUGGCCUCGGUUCAUCAGUCUAUUCCUCCAACAUUGAGCACGCUAAAGAAGUUGCUGCCAAGAUGGAGGCCGGCAUGGUUUUUAUCAACUCCGCUCUUAAUGCUGGUGCUGAUGUGCCAUUUGGGGGUGUAAAGAAUUCUGGAUUUGGUAGGGAGCUUGGCGAGUUGGGAAUUGGCGAGUUCCUGAACAAGAAGUUGGUCCGGGUUCACCAAAAGUAUCUGUAA